AUGUAUCCUUCAAUGACAGGGUUUCGAGCAAGGGUCCGUCAGAAAUUGGAGGCAUUCCGAGGGGGAAAGCCGAGAAAGCAAAGCACUCAGGUUGAAGGUCCUCACACGAAGAAUGAUUCAAUUUCCCCGACUCAAGGGGAAUCUGAAUAUCAUGACACUGCAAGAAUUGUGGAAGAGAAUGGGCAUGUCCCUCCUAGCGGGGCCACCCAACAAGAAAAGCCAGAAGCAAACGAACACGCUCUUCAUCAUCUUAACCAGAAGGUGACCUCGACAGAAUGUUUGACCACCAUCCACAAUACUCUUUGGAACAAAGCCUACAACAAUCUAAUGCAGGAUCCAAAAAAGGCAAAGUAUGUGCAAGCAUACGAAAAAUUGGUGUUGGCGGUCUUUCUCGAAACGCCCAUCUUUGAUGUAGCUGGUGAAGGUAUUAGUCCUCGCUUAGAUUUGGGAGAAGAACGAAUGCGAGCAAUAGUCGCAAGGGCCCUGGAAAGGGUUGAAGAUAAUAAAAAUGUUAUCGAGACAAUGAAUGAUGUUUCCGGUGUUUUAACGCAAGUAAAGGCAUUCCUUGACAUUCCGUUACAAAGCAUCCCACAGACCGCGCUUCCGUGGGCAGUGAUUUGUUCCACAAUUGAUAUUUUGGUCAGGCCAGCCAAAGCAGCAGCAGAUCUGUAUAAUGGAGUGGCGUACGUUGUUUCCCGAAUGAGCUGGUAUUCAAAAGCUGUAGACAAGCUGUUGAGUGACCAGAAUAUUAAGAACAAUACAUCGCUGGGAGAGAUGAAUCACAGUCUCGAGACUGGGAUUGUUGAUCUCUACGAGUCAAUGCUUUUCUAUCAAAUUAAGAGCGUCUGCUUCUAUUACAAAAGUCAACUUCUCGUUCUGCUCCGGGGCUUUCUCGAUUUGGAUGAUUGGAGCGGGAACCUGAAUGCUGUCAAAGAUGCAGAAAAGGUGCUUCAAAGCGACUUCACCCUCUAUAACCAGGAACAUAUUAAGGAUCAGAUCAGACAGAUAACUAUAGCCAGUGAGCACCAGAAAAAAUUAGACGAAUACCGCAACUGUCUGCAGUCCCUCCGCUGGAUUGACCCUCGAGCUGAGAUCGGAGAUAUACAAGCCCGAAAUGAGAGCAUCAUUGAAGAGCUGUAUACAUGGAUUCUUCUGACGGAUGAAUACAGACAGUUCAGCAAGUGGGAUCAUAUCACACCUGCACGUUUGUGGAUGCUGGAGGAUAAAUCCUUGAAACGAGCCAUCAUUAUCAUUGAUGCCAUGGAUGAAUGCGAGGAUCAGAGCAGAGAACUACUGACUAAAUUUAUCGAUGAUGCGUCCUCGGCAGAAGAGAUGUUCAAUAUAAAGUGGCUCGUCUCCAGCCGGCCACUGCCAGAAAUACCAGCAAGUGUGCAGGACCCCACUCUGCCAGCACACAGACUUCUGAAGCUCGAUGGACAUGACAUGUCGCACUCUAUCGACAAAUAUAUCGAUAUCAAGAUGGUUCAGCUCAGACAUAAGGCACGUAAGAAGAAUCGUGUCGAGGAAAUAGCUGCUAAAUUGAAAGCUGAAGCAAGCAACACUUACAUCUGGGUGUCAUUGGUCUGCAGAGAGCUCAUUAACGCCCAUGAAUUCAUGUGGGCCGAAAUUGUCGACAGAAUUCCCAAAGAUUUGGAAGACCUCUAUGGCUACCUGCUCGAUAGAUUGGCCAAUCUAAACUCCAAAAUUAUGUCAUCAUGCUGCAGGAAUGUCCUCAUGGCUGCUAUGCUUGCUAGAGAUCCCCUGGCUUUGUCCGAGAUUGAAAUUCUAGCAGAACUUCCAGAAGGCGAGGACACAGCCGAAGCUGUCGUCCAGGAAUGUCGGUCUUUUCUGACCAUUCGAAACAAUACCGUGUACCUGGUCCAUCAAUCAGCGCAAGAUUAUCUGCAAAAGCAUUAUCGAAGACUCUACAAUGUCUCUUCGGCCACGCUUCAUCACCAAAUGUAUAAAAGAGCCCUCCAUGGUUUGAGAAAGAACUUGAAGCAAAACAUAUAUGGCGUGUCUCAUUACGGAAUUGCGAUAAAAGAUGUACAAAUCCCCAGUCCAGACCCUUUGAAUUGUGUUCGGUAUGCAUGUCGCUACUGGGUCUAUCAUCUAGUCCAAAGUGGCUGCACGUCCACAGACAUGGAGGAUAUCCUUUCGUUCUUCAACACACAUUUUCUUCACUGGCUAGAGGCAAUGAGUUUGCUGGGGCUGUUUCCCGACACUGUGAGGCUUGUUGGUCAAUUGAAAUCCAUUUCAGAAACUGAGAACGUUCCUGCACUAUUGGACUUUUUAAUGGACGCCGAAAGGUUUAUCUUGCAGAACCUGCCAAUUGCGACCGCAGCGCCUCUUCAGCUCUAUGUCUCCUGCCUUAUAUAUUCGCCCGAAAGAAGUAUCGUCAGGUGCAUGUUCGGAAAGAAAGCCUGCAAAUGGAUCCUGCGAACAGUUGGCGCUGACAUGGAAUGGGGCGCACUGCUCCAAACACUUGAGCAUUCCCAUCGGGUAUGCUCUGUUGCAUUCUCUACAGAUGGACAGCUGGUGGCAUCAGGCUCUUCAGAUAAAACGGUCAAAGUAUGGGACACGCUCACAGGGAAUUUACAAAAGAUAAUUGAUCAUACAGGUUGGGUUAGAGCUGUGGCGUUUUCACCAGACAACAAGCUACUAGCUUCUGGAUUAAGUGAUGGUACCAUCAGGCUAUGGGAUACAAUCUCAUGGCGUGAAACAGGAAGACUCGAGCAAUCUGGAGACAUCGCUCAUCUGAUGUUCUCUCUGAAUAACCAGCUAUUGGGGUCUGCAUCAUUCGAUGGCGUGGUGAAGGUGUGGGAGAAGGGGACGUGGAGACUUAGGUGGGAAUGGCGACCUUCGGGCCAAACAUCAUCGCUCGCACGCACGGCCUUCUCUCUGAAUGGUCAGGUAUUGGUAGCAGCCACAAUACGCGCCCAUGCUCCUAAAAUAGUAGCUCUGGUGAAUAUAGAGACCGAUACUACAGUGCACGAGCUCGCUCACUUGGGCAGGAUCACGAAUGUGGCAUUUUCCCCAGACAAUCGGAUGUUGGCCUGUACCUCAGAUGAUAGGACUAUCACACUGUGGGAUACUGCGACGUGGAAUAUCAAGCACACAAUUCAUGACGAACAUGUGCUUGAUUUGACUGUCUUUUCCCCGGAUAGCAAUUUCAUCUCUGCAGGUCCAUUGCAAAACUCUGUUCAACUGUGGAGUACAAAAAGUGGAACGCUAGAACAUACACUAAAGGGUCAUGCUGACUAUGCUACAACUGUUGCCUUCUCGCCUAACGGCCAGUUGGUGGCAUCGGGGUCACAUGAUAAGACAGUCAAGCUAUGGAAAGUGACCCCGGGGAAGGAGGAGUCAAGCCUGGACUAUCACUCAGAGCCAAUAGAAGGUGUGAUACUUUCACCAGAUGGUCGGUUGGUGGCAACAUACUCUUUGGAUUCCACAGUCAAAUUAUGGGGUGCAGAGAAUGGGAAAUUGGUGCGAACCCUCAAAGGCCACCACGACGAAGUGACAGCAGCUGCCUUCUCUCCAGGCAGCAAGCUACUCGCCUCCAGUUCAUCUGAUCGGACAGUCAGAGUAUGGGAUACCGAGAACGGGCAACAGAAAUGGAAAUUCGACCAUGGUAGUAAAAUGCUAUGUCUGGUCUAUUUCUUUGCGGAAAACCAAGUGCUGGCUACAGAUUUCGGGCAAAACACAUUUCAAAUAUGGAACACAGAAACAGGACACCCUGAACAGACUGGUGGCAUCUACGAUCCUCGCAUUCGAAGUAUACUUCGCACCAAUCCUACAAAACAAGACAUGUCUGCCAAGUGCAAGAUCUCCGUUGAGGACGACUGGGUUAUUCUUAAUAAUAAGAAAAGUAUUUGGUUGCCUCCAGAAUACCGAAACAACGUAUUUGACGAUGCAUGGGCAACUCGGGAGAAUGCUCUUAUAAUUGGGGCUCAAUCCGGCCGAGUUUACUUCGUUUGGUUGGAUCCAGAUGCAUUGAGAGAUGUAUGA
Molecule: messenger RNA, 4008 nt
Organism: Aspergillus vadensis CBS 113365
Lineage: Eukaryota; Fungi; Ascomycota; Eurotiomycetes; Eurotiales; Aspergillaceae
Product: Pfs, NACHT and WD domain protein
Exons: 4
Coding region: 1-4008 (1335 amino acids)
Molecular function (GO): protein binding
Source: RefSeq, a predicted model, not a curated record